AUGUCCCUAGCUGGGGCCUCCGUCUCUCGGAACGACACCAAGACGUUCCCACUGCCCGAUGACUUCUUCCCCGAGGUGAAGCUCACGGACGAGCAGGUCCGCAGCUACGAGAAGCAGGCCCGGAAAAUCCUCCACAACGCCUUGGCGGAGUACGAGCGGCACGAGUUGAAGGGGGCCAACCCCAUCUACGGCGAGCCGUGGGUAGUCGUCGGCAGCGAAGGCCCCCUCACUGCGGUCCGACAGGAGACACCCGAGGGCCUGGCCAAGAGCCAAUUUCGCUUGUUCGGGCGCAUUCACGGCAACUACCGGAACUUCAUGGACUUCCAAUACGCCGAGACUUCGCGCGAGCUUUUCGAGUGGAACCAGUUCAUGUACGGGUACGCGGUGGACGCGGUGGUGCUGAAGAACAUCCACACGAGGAGCUCUCGGAUGGCUCACGAGUACAUGGGCAUCAAGUGGACGUGCCUUCAGCCCUCGUCUUUCGGGCGCAAGCGCGACAACUGCUUUCUCGAGUACCUGGCCUACACGAAAGACGAGCUGGGACGCGACGUCGGCGUUCGGGUGACGUUCCCCAUGUCGAUCAAAGAGUGUCCUGACCUGUACCGCCGUCUGAGGGUGAAGCGGGUCAAGACACACACCGUCACGAUUGUCUGCCCGUCCUCGUCGUCUUCGGACGCCACUCAGCUCUUCAUCAUGAGCAAGAACGACUUCGCCGGGUCGUCGGUGAGCGCCAGGAACUUCCGCAAGCUGAUGCGCAUCUACAACGACCUGCCGUACCAGCUCGACUCCAAGUACAUCUUGAGGCAGGGCAUGAUGUGCAAGACCAACUGGAUGCCCGACGACUCGCGCAAGGCCUGCACGAACUGCCAGCUCCCGUUCAACGCGGCGACACGCCGUCGCUCUCACUGCCGACUCUGCGGGGACAUCUUCUGCCACCACUGCGUGAUCUCCCGCAACGUCCCGCGCAACCAUCGAGGCGAUGCCGAGUCGCGCGUCUUCCAGGUGGCCAAGACGAACUUCUGCAAAGCGUGUUUGUCAUCCGUUCGUCGCUCGUCACUCGCGGGCUUUGCUCGAGCGUGCUCGACUACGCAUGCCAGCAGCGCUCAAAAGGUGCGAUCCGAGAGCAACGGCCGCACGCUGCGGAAGGCUCAUAGCAACUCGACCGAGCCGCGCCAGGACUGGUGGGAUGACACGUCGUCGCAAUGGUCCGAGUCCGACUGGUCCGAGACGGACUCGGACGACAAGGCCUCGCUCAACGCCUCGGACAUUUCAGUGAGGUCCUUGCUUGCUAGUUCGCUCUCUUCGUCGCAGUCGUCGUGGACGUCUCGCGCCGAGAACGGUCUGGACAAGGAAGACAUGCUGCCGUUCGUGACGACGCUGGAUGUGAUCGACGACGACGUGGCGGUGCUCGGCGAGAACCCGCGACACUCCAAGUCCAGACUGCGCAAGACGCUGUCGAUGUCGGGUCGGUACUCGAUGAGCAGGAGAUACUCGGCUCGGAGGCAGCAGGCCGACCCGCAGGAGGUCACGGAAGUGAUCGACACGACCGACAUGAUGCCAAUGUCGGAAUAUCGACGCCAAUCUCGAGCGACCACCGGAGCUGCGUUGCCCCCGCGAAAGUACAGCAAGCGUUCCAGCGGCCGCGAGUCCUUACUGGGCUCGAGUGGCCCAUCGGAACAGCCGAGCAACAGGUUCUGCUCCUCGCGCUCGAUCAGUCAGUGUCUGGCGGAGCAGGAGGAGCUGCUGCGCUGCAUGUUGAGCGUCAGUCGAGUGCAUUCGAACUCCAACGUGCGGGCCAAGGGGAGGCCCGCCGGAGAGAGGAUGAACUUCGCGGCGACGAUGCCCGUGCCACGGCCCACUGUUCGGCUUUAUGAUCUUUAA
Molecule: messenger RNA, 1881 nt
Organism: Phytophthora sojae
Lineage: Eukaryota; Oomycota; Peronosporomycetes; Peronosporales; Peronosporaceae
Exons: 2
Coding region: 1-1881 (626 amino acids)
Molecular function (GO): metal ion binding
Source: RefSeq, a predicted model, not a curated record